UACGUAGAACCUUGUUUUAAAGUGUCAAUCCUUAGCUAUAAAAGUUGAAAAAUUUAUAAUGUUUUAACUAGAAGAAAAUCGAAGCAGUGUUACUGGCUUACUGCCCCAGACGAUGACGACAGAAUGAUAGUACCUAUUUAAGAUACAUGUUUAUAUUAAAACUUCAUUCAUAGAAAUUUAACUUUCAAUAUUAAAACAUAAUAUAUUAUAUAUUUAUAGAGGUUAAAAACAGUAUUAGUUGUUAAAUAGGCAAAAACUAUUUUUUUAGCAAAAGUUAUUACCUAUUUAAAAUAUAUACCUUGAACUCGAACAUUGUUUUUCUUAUCUCAUACUGAUAUUUUGUUUUUUUUUUUCAGAACGAAAAUGCCUUCGUAUUAUACCAAAAAGUAUAUCGAUAGCUUGUUUAACAAUGUUUUUUAUAAUAAAUGUGAAGUUUUGUUGAUAAAAUUAACUUCAGAAGACAUUGCAAAUUAUAAAUUGAGCUUAAUUAAGAAUAUGGAUACACUCAAAGAAGAUGAUAAUGCAUCAAAACAAGAUAAGAAAUGUAAAACCAAUAUAACAUCUAAAGAUGAGAAAAAGUCAACAGUCGUUAAAACAUCUAAAAACAGUAAUACAUCUAUAGAUAGCGAGCCUCCUAAAAAAAAGCAGAAGUUAGAUACAAAUGGAGUAGAUGUUUUGAAAUUUAAAUUAUCUAGAGAGCGUAAAACUCAUAAAUUUAAUUCACAAUUCAAGUCUGCCUUAAAAUCCAAUAAAGAAAAUAUUGCUUCUACCAAUGCUAAGGAGAUACCUAUGUUAAUUGAUUGUGAUGAAUUUACUGAAUCUGCAAAUUCCUCAGAUAAAAAUCUAAAACCAAGGAUCUGGGUCAUCGAUCCCAAGAAAAUGAUGGAUAAAAAUAAUUACAUUAGGUGGAUGAAAAUGAUUUCUCCUGAUAAUAAAUCCAAACAUCCAACAAAUCGCCUGAAAAAGUUAGCAGUUGCUAAACCUCUAUAGCCUAAACCAUCUUCAGAGUUCAGAUACUACCAAAGUAAGUGGAAUUAAACACCCUAUAAAUGUCAAAAAUCAUGUAAGAGGUAAUCUAACUGAAAUUGAAAAUUUAUAUUAAAAUUAUCAAUAUUUAUGGUAUACAAUAGCGAGUCACAAAUAGAGAAUGGUCCUAAGUGACUAUAAAAACCAAAUAAUUCAUGGUUAAAUGUUAAACUUACUAACCAAAUUAUUUAAAUUUACGACUACUUAGGCUACCAGCUAUAUAAUCAUUCAUUGACUAAUUUUUCUAAAAAUAUUCUGUAAAAUGAAAAUAAGCUAUAUUAUACUUUCAUUAUAACUAACU
Molecule: messenger RNA, 1327 nt
Organism: Acyrthosiphon pisum (pea aphid)
Lineage: Eukaryota; Metazoa; Arthropoda; Insecta; Hemiptera; Aphididae
Exons: 2
Coding region: 364-990 (208 amino acids)
Source: RefSeq, a predicted model, not a curated record